Messenger RNA from Monodelphis domestica (gray short-tailed opossum), 4478 nucleotides. RefSeq names its product potassium voltage-gated channel subfamily Q member 4 (gene KCNQ4). NCBI's taxonomy places the organism in Eukaryota, Metazoa, Chordata, Mammalia, Didelphimorphia, Didelphidae. Gene Ontology annotation, cellular component: membrane; voltage-gated potassium channel complex. Gene Ontology annotation, biological process: potassium ion transmembrane transport. Gene Ontology annotation, molecular function: voltage-gated potassium channel activity. The record is from RefSeq and is a predicted model, not a curated record.
GCCGGGGUGACAUGUGAGCGGGAGCGCAGGCAGGUGGAAAGCCGAGCGCCAUGGAGCGGGUAAUAAGAGAGUUGGAGUCGGAAAGUGCCGCCCCAGUAGCGGGCGAAGCGGCCGGUCAGCGAGCGGGCUCCGGCGGCCCCCAGCCUGCCCGCCCCUGGCCCCGGCCCCGGCCCCGGCCCCAGCCUGGCCCUUAGCGCCCCCUCCUCGGCUCGGCUCAGCUCUCCCUCGGCGCCUGCCCCCAGGGCACCCAGCCGCCCACCCUCCGGCAAGCCGUCCCUCCUCGGUCCGCGCCUCUGUCUCCGCCGUCAGCUGGUCCCUGACGAGCCGGCGCUCUCAGGAGCCGGAGAGGAGCCGGAGCCGAAGCGGAGCCCGAGCCGGGUCGGGGCAGCCCAUUGGGGCGGGGCGGGGCGGGGGCCGGGGCCAUGCCCGGCUGAGCCCAGGCGGGCUGAGCGCUCCUACCCUCCGCCCCGGAGCCCGGCCCGGGCUGGCCCCCGCCCAUGGCCCGGGGCGAGGCCCCCCCGCUUCGCCUCAGCCUGGCCCCGCCGCCCGGCCCCGGGCCGGGGGAUGCCUCCCAGCCCGAGCUGGUGGCGCUCACGGCGGUGCAGAGCGAGCAGGGCGAGGCGGGGGCGGGCUCCCCGCGCCGCCUGGGGCUCCUAGGCAGCCCCCUGCCUCCGCAGCCGGGCCCCGGCUCGGGCUCGGGCUCCGCCUCAGGCUGCGGCCAGCGCUCCACCGCUGCCCAAAAGCGCUACCGCCGGCUGCAGAACUGGGUCUACAACGUGCUCGAGCGACCCCGUGGCUGGGCCUUCACCUACCACGUCUUCAUAUUCUUACUGGUUUUUAGCUGCCUGGUACUGUCGGUGCUGUCCACCAUUCAGGAGCACCAGGAGCUUGCCAAUGAAUGUCUCCUCAUCUUGGAGUUUGUGAUGAUUGUGGUGUUCGGCAUGGAGUACAUCAUUCGGGUCUGGUCUGCCGGCUGCUGCUGCCGCUACAGGGGCUGGCAGGGACGUUUCCGCUUUGCCCGGAAACCAUUCUGUGUCAUUGACUUCAUCGUGUUCGUGGCCUCACUGGCCGUCAUUGCGGCUGGUACCCAGGGGAACAUUUUCGCCACAUCUGCCCUGCGGAGCAUGCGCUUCCUCCAGAUUCUGCGCAUGGUGCGCAUGGACCGCCGUGGAGGGACCUGGAAGCUGCUGGGCUCCGUGGUCUAUGCACACAGCAAGGAGCUGAUCACCGCCUGGUAUAUCGGUUUCUUGGUCCUUAUCUUCGCCUCCUUCCUUGUCUACCUGGCUGAAAAGGAUGCCAACUCCGAUUUCUCCUCCUAUGCAGAUUCACUAUGGUGGGGCACGAUCACACUGACCACCAUCGGCUAUGGGGACAAGACCCCCCAUACGUGGUUGGGCCGGGUCCUAGCAGCCGGCUUUGCCUUACUGGGCAUCUCUUUCUUCGCCUUGCCUGCUGGCAUCCUGGGCUCUGGCUUUGCUCUAAAGGUUCAGGAACAGCAUCGUCAGAAGCACUUUGAGAAGCGCAGGAUGCCAGCAGCCAACCUCAUCCAGGCUGCCUGGCGCCUCUACUCCACCGACACAAGCCGGGCUUACCUGACGGCCACCUGGUACUACUAUGACAGUAUCCUCCCAUCCUUCAGAGAACUGGUAAUAUUAUUUGAGCAUGUGCGGCGGGCCCGUAAUGGGGGCCUGUGGCCCGUGGAGGUGCGGAGGCCCCCUGCACCCACUGGAGCACCCACCCGAUAUCAGACCUUCGCCACCUGCCACCGGCCGGGCAGCGCCUACUAUUGCCCUGGGGAAAGCACUAAGAUGGGCAUCAAGGACCGUAUCCGAAUGAACAGUGCCCAGCGCCAGUGUGGAAGGACCAAACAGCACCUGGCCCCACCGCCCCGAACCUCCCCAGGAAGUGAGAGUGAGAAUGUUAGUGUGGGAGAGCCUACCAGCCCUACUAAAGUCCAGAAGAGCUGGAGCUUCAAUGACCGGACUCGUUUCCGGGCAUCAUUGAGGCUCAAGACUCGGGCAUCAGCAGAGGAGGGCCCCUCUGAAGAUGUGGCAGAGGAGAAGGGUUACCAGUGUGAGCUCACUGUGGACGAUGUCAUACCUGCCAUCAAGACAGUGAUCCGCUCUGUCCGGAUCCUGAAAUUCCUGGUGGCCAAGAGGAAGUUCAAGGAGACUCUGAGGCCCUACGAUGUGAAGGAUGUCAUUGAGCAGUACUCGGCUGGCCACCUGGACAUGCUCGGCAGGAUCAAAAGUCUGCAGGCUCGUGUGGACCAGAUCGUGGGCCGGGGGAGUGGGGAUCGUGGGGAUCGAAAGACCCGCGAGAAGGUAGAAAAGGCUCCCUCGGAUUCUGGAGAAGCUGGAGACGAGAUCAGCAUGCUGGGGCGAGUGGUCAAAGUAGAGAAGCAGGUGCAGUCUAUCGAGCACAAACUGGACCUGUUGCUGGGUUUCUACUCCCGGUGUCUGCGGGCGGGAGCAGCUUCCUCCGCCAGCCUGGGCACGGUGCAGGUGCCCCUCUUUGACCCGGACAUCACGUCGGAUUACCACAGCCCCGCAGACGCCGAGGACAUCUCCGUGUCUGCUCAGACACUCAGCAUCUCUCGCUCGGCCAGCGCCAAUAUGGACUGAGGGAGCUUCCCCACUCUCCCAGGGACCGACCCCUGACUGGCCCCUCAACCUGGCACGGGCCUCGCCCGCCUGCCCGCCCUCCCGCCAUCCGAUCUUACUUGAACAGGCCUUCCUUCCUGAGACUCUCCUCCCAUGCACUAUCAAGCUGCCAGGAUGGGGGAGGCACCUGUGCCCGCAGCAGGCAUCUGGUGGGCACCCAAGUGCCCCAGGCUGGGCAACCUCCCCAAACCAGACGCUGGGCCCACCCCUGGUCAUGGAGCCAGGCAGACGCGUUGCCAAGGGAGCCCCUUAGACCACGGAGGGCCAGCCCAGGACCUGUGACUCUAGUGCCCACUGGGGGGCCCCAGGGGUGAGCCCCUCCCCUCCCAAAAGCCGUGUGGCACCUCGGGCUCCCCAGACACCUUGGUCCCAGAUCAGGGAUCGCUCUAACAGCUAUGCAAGACUGGUUCUCUCUCACAGCCUUCCUGGAGGGGCGAGUUCUCCAGGGAAGGCCCUGGCACUGUCAGAAGUGCUGACACCCUCCCUUCCCUCCACCCCUGGGGUCCUCUGCAGGCCCCACCUCAAAGCACAGUGAUCCUGCCCCAGCGGGCAGGCACCAUAUAUGCAAACCACAUUAAAUAUGCAACUUUCCAGGCUGGACAGGGGGUCCCCUGGGGUCUUGGACCCAGUCCCGUCCAAGCUGGUCUCAGGCUGCCUCACUAGGCCCUGCCCAGCCCCUGGGGCCUUGGGGGGCUGCUAACAUGGCCAGUGCCUCUCCUUCCCCACUGGGGCACCAGAAUGGACGGGGGCCUUAUGGGCUGAGCCCAGCCCUUCACCUCUCUUAGAGGACUCUCUUCUGGCCAGUCAACUCCACAGUUGUCAGGUGAAGGGCAGCCCCCUCCCCAAACAAAGCGAAAGGUAAAGGCAUUGAUUCCCUUCCACCCACCCAGUUGCUUCCAGGAGCCCUGACCAUGGACAGCUUGGAAACUGGAGGGUGUUUGCUCUCCCAGGGAAGAGAUCUCCCCGAGCCCUGGCAGCAGGAGGUGGGGGUGGGUGCCAGGAAGGGUGCAGACUUUGGAUGGAGCCCACCUGAUCCCCCUCCCCAGCACCUGGCCCCCAUUUGGCAGGGUCAAAGGAGAAGAGCUGAUUCCUUCCUAACCAGGAUACUCUUUUCAUAAGGAAUGGGCUCUGCUGGUAUCCUCUGUGCUCCCAGCCCCAGAGCAAAGAGGGGCAGCAGGGCCCAAGACCCCAGGCAGAGGGUGACCAGCACAGAGGGAGAAGAAGCCUCAGCCCCCCACCCCCACCCCAGAGGAUAGCUGGCAGUGCACACACACACUCCCACUCUGAACUCCCCCCUUUACUGCCCAGGGGCCACCUCCAGCUCUCUUUCACAGCCUCCCUGGCAUGUGCCCAGCCCUAGAACAUCCUUGGAAACAGAACUUCAGAGACCCCCCCAAAGAUGUGGAAGAAGGGAGACAAGGUCCCCCUACUCCCCUAGGAGGGCAGUGCCUGGUGCCUGUCCUGUGCCAGGGAAGGACUUUGCAUCUCGUCCCAGGGGGCUCUGCAUGCAUCCAUCCUUGGGAUAGCCCCCCUCCCCCUGCUGCACCUCCUCCCUUCCCCCCCUGCAUGCCCUCUGCAUGUGUUGCUGCCCUUUGUCCACCUCUGGCCCUUCCAUUCCCUCCUCUGCACUGACCCCCAGAGAUGGAGCUGGGGCUGAGACCCUCCGACCAAAUGAGAGCCCAGAGUAGUCCCCCUUCCCCUGGUGCCCCACCGCCAUUGAGGUUCCCCCACCAACCUGGUUCUCAGACAUGCAAGUACCUCACUCUGUUAACUUCAUUAACUUAUUGGUUUCAUUAAAGUUUUCAGUAGAAGGUG